AUGGCGCAACCGCAGACUGUCAGAUUUGACGUCGAGCCCACACACCGUUUCGCGAACCUUCAAGCUGCAAUACGGCGGCCACGAGAAAUUACUUGUUUCUCGUACGAUGAAGAGCACAAGUUCCGCCAUGACGCCUCCAGUUUGCGGUACUACUACCCUCCCUCGUUGCCUUGCGACCUGAACAAAGGGUUCGAUACUUUUCGUCAGCUUGACGACACAGCGGAUGACCAUCUUGAUGGUUUAUUAGAAGCAGUCAUGGCCUACGAAAAGGUGAAGGGUUCAAAGGUGGAGACAGACCUGAUUACAUGGCGAGUCCCCUUUUCGAAAUUGGAUAGCUGGGAGAUGAAUGCGACUAUGUUUCAGGGUACAGUGUUUAUCGAAGAAAAUCACAAAAAGAAGCUGUCCUCCCGAGACGAGCAAUACCAGGCAAUUGCGCAUCCGGGUGCAAUGUCCCAAAACCUUAUGAGUUUCUGGGGAUAUAAAUUCGAGACUCUAGCACUAUUGAAUGACCCGUGGUCCAGCACUUCUCGAAGCUAUAUUGAGUCUCGGGAGGACCAGGUUGUGAGCAACUAUGCACAAUACUGCUCAGUAGUCCGGACCGGGUUCGGCAAGGUCAAGAUGAUUAUCGGCGGAGAAGUAGAUGCGGUUUUAGAUCACAAGCCAGAAGACAAAAGUCAGCAAAUCAACUGGGUCGAACUUAAGACGUCUGCUAUUGUUCGAAACGACCGUGACCAAGUCAAGUUGGAAAGGAAGCUUCUUAAGUUUUGGGCACAAUCUUUUCUUCUUGGCGUCCCCAAAAUCGUCGUUGGAUAUCGAGAUCAGCAGGGAAUGCUAGAACGGCUCGAGGAACUCGAUACGCAAACCAUUCCCGAGAAGGUUCGAACUAAUGGUAAGGGCUUAUGGGACGGCCAAGUAUGCAUCAAUUUUGCUUCAAGCUUUCUUGAAUGUACGUUUGAAUCCAUUCCGUCUGAUUUAACUGACAAAGUAUGGUAG
Molecule: messenger RNA, 993 nt
Organism: Exophiala aquamarina CBS 119918
Lineage: Eukaryota; Fungi; Ascomycota; Eurotiomycetes; Chaetothyriales; Herpotrichiellaceae
Exons: 3
Coding region: 1-993 (330 amino acids)
Biological process (GO): NAD-cap decapping; nuclear-transcribed mRNA catabolic process
Cellular component (GO): nucleus; cytosol
Molecular function (GO): mRNA 5'-diphosphatase activity
Source: RefSeq, a predicted model, not a curated record